AUGCUGCUCAAUCGCUACUCCAUCAUUGUCAUCCUCCUCAUCGUUGCCGUGGUUACGGCAUGCACCGUGGUGGCCGCGCUCUUCUUUGAGACGCCCGACUUCUCGGACCCCAUCGCGGGGUUUGAACCUCGCGGCACCACCAUCAGUGAGCGUUCCAUAGCCUGGAGUAACAUGAUGAACCAGACAGGGGCGGGUCUGCCCCUCUCCACGCACCCCGUCAAGCUCGGAGGUAGACCCCCAGCAGAGGUGGUCAAGGAGCCACCGGGGAUUCCCCACCCGGGCUUGACCAGACCCCCAAGCCCCUCCGUGGCCAGCGAUCAGAACCAGUCGCAGUCGGCCGACGAGGAGUCGACCUUGAGCUAUGAUGAUGAGGAGAAAGGGGUACUGGAUGGGGGUGAGCUUUCAUGGAAUGAGGGGGGCAACCUCGCACCCUCCACCGCCACCAUAGGCCCUCUGUGUGGGACACCCAAGAAACUCUAUGCACGGAUGGUAUUUGAACCCCUCCAGGGAGAGAACCUCUUCAAUGCCGAGGCCCUUCACUCCAUGUGCCGACUGGAGCUACAGACCAUCCGAUCUCACGUCCAGUUCAUGAAGGCUUGCUAUACCAGCAAUGUCACCAAUGCCUGCUGCCCUAGUUGGUCUCUCCCAAACUAUGUCGCCCUCCUCAACAACAAGUCAAAUUGCUUCAACAUCACAAACGCUGACGUGAGAGCAACGCUGCAGUUGCUAAGGACGUGCUCCCAUUUUUACCGGACGAGAGAGUUGCGCCACGACUGCUCCCACGGGGGCGCAUCUCUCAGCAACAGCUGCGCGAACGUGCCGGGGAAGUGCACGAGAUUUGACGCGGUGUAUCACAUACUCCACUACCUGGUCGACGUGGACUUUAUGUGCGUGGAGAGGCCUAACAACGAGCGAGUGACCUAUGCCCUGUCGGUGCUGCCGGUGUACGCAGGAAAUGACGUCAGGGCUAUCUAUGAUGAUGAAUUCAAAGCAGGUGACGUACGGGACCAGACAACAAAAAUCUCCGGAUUGUAUUUUGGGAUUAAGCAAGAUUUAUUCAGCGAGUACCUAACGACUGAUGCCAUCUAUCCCUGCCUGGGAGUUGUGUUUGUGGUGCUGUUGAUGUGGAUGUACAUAGGAUCCUUGUUUGUCACUGUCAUGACCGUCCUUAGCAUGGGAAUGUCCCUCAUCUGUGCCUACUUUGUCUACUUUGCAGUCUUUAGGAUACCCUUCUUCCCUUUCAUGAACCUCACCAGCGUCAUUCUUCUCGUGGGGAUCGGCGCAGAUGACGCGUUUGUCUUCUGCGAUAUCUGGAAGCAGUCGCGAAAGGACCGCCCAAACGCACCUCGCGUGAUCGUCGUCAUGGAGACGCUCAGGCAUGCAGCCUUGUCUAUGUUCGUCACCAGUUUGACGACUGCUUCAGCAUUCUAUGCCAACACCAUCAGCAACAUUACCGCCAUCAAGUGCUUUGGUCUGUAUGCAGGCACAGCUAUUUUGUUACACUUUGUGUUAAGCAUCACAUGGCUUCCAGCAGCUGUCGUUAUCGAGGACAUAUACUUCAAAGACUUAACAGACUGCAGUUCACAGAAGCAUGAGAAAAAAUUCAAAACGCAAAAAUCUUUCUUCAAUCAUUUGGUAGAUAUUUAUAGAAGGUGCACGGAAUGGUUCAGUGAUUGGGCGCGAGUAUUUUUCCAAAAGAUUUUGCCAUGUGUUGUCAUUAAACCCCGUUUACUGUGGUUACUGCUGCUUGGCAUCGUCAUGCUUGGUGGCUUUUGCCUUAUCUUUUUAGAUCCACGCCUUCAGCUCCCCACCCUCCCCGAGUUCCAGCUCUUCAGGUCUAUGCAUCCAUUUGAGCGCUACGACUUUGUGUUCAAAGACCUCUUUUGGUUCGAAAAAGUGAAUCGUGGUUCACUCUACGCCCACCUCCCAAUUACAGUGGUUUGGGGUGUGGAGCCUAUAGACAGCGGAAACCCAUUAGACCCUGACGACAUUGGAAACCUAGUCCUUAACCCUGACUUUGACAUGGCGUCACCAAAAUCACAGCUCUGGCUUCUGAGAUUCUGCAAAUUACUCAGAAAUCAAACGUUUUUUUCUUCAACACCUAGUUUAAAGAUUGAAAACUGUUUUAUAGAGACGUUUAGUGAGUGGAUGGAUAGUAGGAGUUGCAUAGAUGUGGGGACGGGUAUGAACAAUGCUCCCUGCUGCAAGGGGUCUCGCUUCCCCUACUCUAGAUCAGUUUUCAAUCAGUGCCUACAGACUGCAGUAACGGAACUGCAUCAGUUCUCUCCGUCAUACUUUGACAAGUGGAAACCUGGACCAAGAUUCGGUAGCCAAGACAAUGCUGUGAAGGCAGUGAUCAUUGAAUUUGACAGUUCCUACGCUUUCUCGCAUUCUUACGAAGAAAUGAAAGAGUUCUGGACCAAGCUUGAGAGCUGGAUGAAGCCUGUUCUGAAGACAGCUCCACCAGGUCUAGGAGAGGGGUGGUUUAUCAGCUAUCUGGACUUCUACAAUCUUCAAGACAACCUGGCGAGAGGGACACCCCUCUCUCUAGGUCUCUCCAUCAUCAUCGCAAUGGUGGUCAUGUUCCUUACAACACAAAACUUUGUGAUCAGCCUAUUUGCCAUUCUGUCCAUAUCUGGCACUAUUUGUGUGACCAUUGGUGCCCUAGUCCUCCUUGGAUGGCAACUCAACAUCCUGGAGUCUGUCAUCCUCUCCGUAUCAGUGGGUCUCUCGAUCGACUUCACGGUGCACUACGGGGUGGCAUAUCGCAUCGCACCAGAGCCAGAUCGCGAAUCUCGCGUCGUGUACUCCCUUGCUCACAUGGGAUCGGCCAUCAGCAUGGCUGCCCUGACAACCUUUGUGGCAGGUGCUUUGAUGAUGCCUGCGAGCAUCCUCUCCUACACUCAGAUGGGCACGUUCUUGAUGUUGAUCAUGAUCAUCAGCUGGCUCUACUCCACGCUCUUCUUCCAGUCCCUGUGUCGCGUGAUUGGACCAGAGGGCAACGUGGGCCAGAUUCCCGUGCCUUCUUGUAUCUGCUACUGUCUGGAUCGCAUAUGCUGCUGUUGCUGCUGCUGCUGCUGUUGCUUCAGUGCUCACUUCAAGUACGCCAACUCCUGCGGCAACGUCGGGGUUGAGGAAUCAGAAGUCAGCAUGUCCUUUCAUUCGUCCACCCUACAAAGUGGGGAAUCCCAUGAACUCGAGCCGCUCAAUGUGGAGAACAGCUCUACCGCUUUGGAGUCAGGGUACUGCUCACACAUGAGCACGAACAGGGGGUCGUCGUAUUGCAGAUCGGACUUCAGCCCCCGAAGAGAACCACUAGCAAACAUGGCAGAGCGUUACGCCCUCUGCAGUCCAGGGCGGAGUGCUGCCUUUCAUAAAACAAUACCCACAACCUCAAACACUAGUAUCAAUGGUUUCUCCCCCGCCCAUAAACCCCCCUCCCCUGCCCAUGGACCUACUCUGGUCUCGUCCAAGCCCCCCUCUCCCCUUAUAUCAACUCAGGUGGUACUAGAAGGGUCAGACUUUGUUACACGGGUAUGUCACCCCUCACCCAAGACUGAGUCGAUAGAGCCAAUAGAGCCGGAGGAAGCAAUCGUACCAAACAGGUCCUCACAGGUGGAGGAUGUCUGGUUGCCUAGGUGAUGAAGAUGUGUUCACAUUUAAUUUUAAUUUUCUUAUAACUCAAUAUGUGAAUAUGGUUUUUUAAAGAUAUAUCUUAUUAUUUCAUUAUCUACAGUGUAUUUGUUCUUCCUUGAUGUAUUGAGGAAUAAAUGUUUAGUUCUUUCAAAUACGAAUGCAACCUUUUUUUAUUUGAAGAGACAUAAUGAGAAUAAACCUGUAGAUCAGUGUACCGGUAGACAGAAUUCCAAACAUUAAGUCUGACGACUAUAUUUAUCUGUACUUAGACAGUUGAGAUUUACCAUAAAGGCCCUGUUCAGAUAUGUGCGGAUAAACCGUGGUAGUUUUUGACGAUGACGCUGAGUGAUAUACACGUCACAUUAAAGUAUCUUGAACACAAAACUCAGUGAAUACGCACGGGACCUUUGUUGUCAUUGGUAGUUUAUUUAAACGUUAAAAAACGUGGAGGUUUUUGCGGCAGUUUACCAUGUCAUAUGUUAACGAGCCUUUACAUUAGUUUGUUUUUAUUUUACCACAGCUUUUACUCAAGGCAGUUUACUAUGUCGCGUGCGAAAGAGGCUUUGCAUGUUCUAAAGUUUGGGAUUAUGUGUGGGUUGAUGAAACUUUUAAUUUCCAUCAUCUGUUUGAAUAAAUCCCUUCUUUCAAGAUUUGCCAAUGGUGUUAUAAGAAAAAAUGGUAAUUUUAAUUCCAAAAUGAGAAUAAUCUGAGAGACUUGUCUUUGCAAAUUUAUGCAGACACCUCACAUAAGAGGAUUUAGUCAUAGGAAAGAAAUAGUUAGAGCUUGUGAGUUUCAACUUGUCCAUGUUUCAGAAAUCCAGCUUUAAAAAUGAGAAGCUUUUAUCAGAUGGAGUAUUCCAUGCACUCACAUUACUAUAGACAUUGAUUAUAUUUCCAUAUAGAUGAGUGCAAUUUCUUAGUAUUCUCCUGCAAGUGAUCACAUUUCUAUUUCUUCUACAAGACUUUAUAUUUCUAUUGAUGAAACAAUGUAAUGUGUGAUGUCCAUGGGUUUCUGAUCAGAUUUUUAAAAGCAGUUCUAUGCCAGUUGGGCAUUUAAUUACCAUGUUUAUCGUUGUUAUCAUCAACAUCACCAUCAUCAUCAUCAUCUUCAUCAG
Strongylocentrotus purpuratus (purple sea urchin) is the source of this 4751-nucleotide messenger RNA. It is a transcript of the gene disp1, whose product is annotated as protein dispatched homolog 1-like. Lineage: Eukaryota; Metazoa; Echinodermata; Echinoidea; Camarodonta; Strongylocentrotidae. The record is from RefSeq and is a predicted model, not a curated record. Bases 1 to 3642 code for a protein of 1213 amino acids. Gene Ontology annotation, cellular component: membrane. The transcript is spliced from 3 exons.